Messenger RNA from Manis pentadactyla (Chinese pangolin), 8026 nucleotides. RefSeq names its product INO80 complex ATPase subunit (gene INO80). Gene Ontology annotation, molecular function: histone binding; ATP binding; ATP-dependent chromatin remodeler activity. Gene Ontology annotation, biological process: DNA-templated transcription; DNA repair; chromatin remodeling. Bases 1871 to 6631 code for a protein of 1586 amino acids. Gene Ontology annotation, cellular component: nucleus; Ino80 complex. NCBI's taxonomy places the organism in Eukaryota, Metazoa, Chordata, Mammalia, Pholidota, Manidae. The record is from RefSeq and is a predicted model, not a curated record. The transcript has 36 exons.
AGCCCAGUUUGAGACUUGUGUCAAACUUCAGACCUACAGAACUGUAAAAUAAUGUGUUACUUUAAACCAGUAUGUUUGUGAUCAUUUCUAUGAGUACGACAAUUUACAUUUGAACUUUAAAGGACUCUACAACUUAGUCCUCUCUAGCUUAUUGACUUUUCUCCCUUUAUUGUUCCUUUUGGUCUAUGCUCCAGUCAGCUCAGUGUUACUCAAAUAUUAUCUUUUGUUGGUUUUAGUUAUUUAUUUUUGGGGGUAUGUGAAAUACUACUAUGGUUCUAAGAGUCAGUCCUAUACAAAAAUAUUUGCCUCUUCCUUGCCAAUCCUGCUUAUUCACAUUCCGUCCCUUUCUUCCCACCUUUCUCAUAUAAGACAUAAAUCACUUAAAUUUCUGGUUUAUCCUUUCUAUUUUUCCCACAAAUGAGCAGAUACUUGUAUCUUCAUAAGUCCCCUUUUUUCAUACACAGAGUCAUAUACUUUUGCCUUUAAGCAAAAUUAACUUUUUAGAGUCCAGUGAAUUUUGCACAAGGCUAAUGAUUUUAAGUAAAUGUUGUUGUGUUGAAAUGUCAAGGGCCAGCUUGAAAUGAAUUAAAGCUUGAGACGUGAGGAAUUGAAAUAGCAUAUUUAACUUUCAGGAAGUUCUAAUUCUUAUUUGUAGUUAGGUUCUAAACUGGGUACUUCUCAUGACAGACCCUGGUCACUGAGCUGCAUUAGCUUUAGGAAACGUUGAGUAGCAGAGGCUCAAACUACGGAGUUGGCACAGACAUACCAAUUAUUUCCUUUUCUGAGGCUCACUGGGUGGUUGUGACAACAGGGAGACAUUUCCGAUGACAGAUAUGCGUGUUCCCAAGUCCUUCAAUCCUAAAGCCUCUACUUAGGCAUCUUGUCUUACUAUGCUACAGCAUCGCGGUCUUGGUCCUUGAGUCUAAAGGGGAGCCCCAAACAGCGGUACGAGUGGCUCCACACAGCAGGCACUUCCCCCACGAUGUACACACCCGCCCAAAGGGGCCAGAAACAAGAUAAAAUAUCACAUUCGAGCCAAUCUUGACCUCACCAGUGUUCGGUAGCCCCUAACAAACUAAUCACAAACACCCGCGCAUCUGCGGCCCGCCGAAACCAAUAUUCCCAGGAUCCUGGGCGGUUUCGAUUGACGUUACUUCCGGGAAAAGUAACGGAAUUUUUUUUAUUUCGGCGGUUGCGGCCUGGUAAGGUCUCGCGACAUUUGCUCCCGCGAGAUCUGCUUGCUCACUCUAGCGAUGACAUCCUUAUCCUCCUCCCCGCCGCCUUUCGGCAAUCUUCGCCAGUCCCAGCCCCGACCAAUCUGCACUCAGAUGGCAUGGAUCAGGGUCUACCCCCCGAACCCCGGUCUGCGUUGGGUGUCAGGCAGCAGCGGCGGGGUGCGAGCUGCACGAGGCAGACGGCAGCUGCACUGCGGGCGACCACAGACUGGCAACGAGCUGUGAACGUGGGCGGGGCGGGGGUAAGCCUGCUGUGUAGCGGCUCGAUUGUUCUGGCCUGGCUAUGGCGCCUCUCCUCCCCCCCGCCAUGGCUCCCCGUGUCCCUGCUCCGCUCCUCUCAGUGAGUGAAAGUGGCCGCCGCCGCCGCCGGCCCAGCGCCCGCAGCCGCCUCAGCGCCGCCGCCAUCUUGGGGUCCCAGGAGCCGCCGAGGGAGCGAGCUAGGAGCGUCCACGCCCAACGCAGUCACUGUCCCACGGUCUCAGAGAGCGAACCGCGGCUCCACGGUCGGCGGGGCGACCUCCCCCUCCGGACCCCGCCCGCACCCCGCCCCCCCCUCCGCCGCCGCCGCGGCGGCGGGGCCCGGCGGCCCGAGCUGUGCAGUCAGAGACCCUUGUGCAUGACGACAGAUUUGUUCUAUGGCCUCAGAGUUGGGUGCCGGGGACGAUGGCGGCUGCACUGAGCUGGCAAAGCCCCUCUAUCUUCAGUACCUGGAGAGGGCCCUCCGGUUGGACCACUUCCUGCGACAAACGUCAGCUGUCUUCAACAGGAAUAUUUCUAGUGAUGAAAGUGAAGAUGGACUGGAUGACAGUAAUCCUUUAUUGCCCCAGUCUGGGGAUCCCUUAAUACAAGUUAAACAAGAAACUCCAAAUUCAUUGCUUGGUGAAACUUCCGGAGCAAGUAAUUCUGGAAUGUUGAACACAUACUCGCUAAAUGGAAUCCUACAGUCAGAAUCAAAGUGUGACAAAGGGAAUUUAUACAACUUCUCUAAGUUGAAGAAAAGCAGAAGGUGGUUGAAGAGCAUUCUGCUAAGUGAUGAGUCCAGUGAGGCAGAUUCUCAGAGUGAAGACAAUGAAGAAGAAGAAGGAGAAGAAGAAGAAGAAGAAGACGACGAAGAAGUAGAAGCAGAAGAAGAAGAAGAAGGAGGAGGAGGAGGAGGAGGAGGAGAAGAACUCAAUCUCAGCAGAGAAGAACUUCAUAACAUGUUGCGGCUACACAAAUAUAAGAAACUUCACCAGAAUAAGUAUAGUAAAGACAAAGAGUUGCAGCAAUACCAGUACUACAGUGCAGGCCUGCUCUCUACAUAUGACCCUUUCUAUGAGCAACAGCGGCACCUACUUGGACCCAAAAAAAAGAAAUUCAAGGAGGAAAAAAAACUUAAAGCCAAGUUGAAAAAGGUAAAGAAAAAACGGCGAAGGGAUGAAGAACUUUCCUCUGAAGAAUCUCCUCAUUGUCACCACCACCAGACCAAAGUCUUUGCCAAGUUCUCUCAUGAUGCACCCCCUCCUGGCACCAAGAAGAAGCACUUAUCCAUAGAGCAACUUAAUGCUCGUCGUAGGAAAGUAUGGCUCAGCAUCGUGAAAAAGGAACUACCAAAGGCCAACAAGCAGAAAGCUUCCGCUCGUAACCUGUUUCUCACCAAUAGCCGAAAGCUCGCCCACCAGUGCAUGAAGGAGGUGCGUCGAGCUGCCUUGCAGGCCCAAAAGAACUGUAAGGAGACCUUGCCUCGUGCCCGCCGCCUCACCAAGGAGAUGCUUCUGUACUGGAAGAAGUAUGAGAAAGUGGAGAAGGAACAUCGCAAGCGUGCAGAGAAGGAAGCCUUGGAGCAGCGGAAGUUGGACGAGGAAAUGCGGGAGGCCAAGAGGCAGCAGCGAAAACUGAACUUCUUAAUUACCCAGACAGAGUUGUAUGCCCAUUUCAUGAGUCGCAAGCGAGAUAUGGGUCAUGAUGGGAUCCAAGAAGAAAUCUUAAGGAAACUGGAAGAUAGUUCUACCCAGAGACAAAUUGACAUUGGUGGCGGGGUGGUAGUUAACAUCACACAGGAGGAUUAUGAUAGUAACCAUUUCAAAGUCCAGGCUCUGAAGAAUGCUGAAAAUGCUUACCAUAUUCAUCAAGCUCGGACAAGGUCAUUUGAUGAAGAUGCAAAGGAGAGCCGAGCAGCUGCCCUACGGGCAGCAAAUAAGUCAGGCACUGGGUUUGGGGAGAGUUACAGCCUAGCAAACCCAUCUAUCCGGGCUGGUGAAGAUAUUCCACAGCCCACUAUUUUUAAUGGCAAAUUAAAAGGUUAUCAACUGAAAGGCAUGAAUUGGUUGGCAAAUCUCUAUGAACAGGGUAUUAAUGGCAUUCUUGCAGAUGAAAUGGGCCUUGGUAAAACAGUCCAGAGCAUUGCCCUCCUGGCCCAUCUGGCUGAGAGAGAGAACAUUUGGGGACCAUUCUUAAUAAUUUCACCUGCUUCUACGCUUAACAAUUGGCACCAGGAGUUUACUAGAUUUGUUCCUAAAUUUAAGGUGCUACCAUACUGGGGAAAUCCUCAUGAUAGAAAAGUCAUCAGGAGGUUCUGGAGUCAGAAGACCCUCUAUACUCAGGAUGCCCCUUUCCAUGUGGUUAUCACCAGCUACCAAUUGGUGGUGCAGGAUGUAAAGUAUUUCCAGCGUGUGAAAUGGCAGUACAUGGUAUUGGACGAGGCUCAGGCACUCAAGAGUAGUUCCAGCGUUCGUUGGAAGAUCCUCUUGCAGUUCCAGUGUCGGAACCGGCUUUUGUUAACUGGAACACCCAUUCAGAACACCAUGGCCGAGCUCUGGGCUCUGCUGCAUUUUAUUAUGCCAACAUUAUUUGAUUCACAUGAGGAAUUUAAUGAAUGGUUUUCCAAGGACAUUGAGAGCCACGCCGAAAACAAAUCUGCCAUUGAUGAGAAUCAACUCUCUCGCUUACACAUGAUCUUGAAGCCAUUUAUGCUUAGGAGAAUCAAGAAAGAUGUGGAAAAUGAAUUGUCUGACAAGAUCGAAAUUCUAAUGUAUUGCCAACUGACCAGUCGACAAAAGCUGCUAUAUCAGGCCCUAAAGAACAAAAUUUCUAUUGAGGAUUUAUUGCAGUCUUCUAUGGGCUCUACCCAGCAAGCACAGACCACCACCAGCAGCCUCAUGAAUCUGGUCAUGCAGUUUAGGAAGGUGUGUAAUCACCCAGAGUUAUUUGAACGACAAGAAACUUGGUCUCCAUUUCAUAUUUCCCUAAAGCCAUACCAGAUUUCAAAGUUUAUCUACCGUCAUGGACAGAUCAGGGUCUUCAACCAUUCACGAGACAGGUGGUUAAGAGUUCUUCUUUCUCCAUUUGCACCAGACUAUAUACAACAGUCUCUCUUUCACAGAAAAGGUAUUAAUGAAGAAAGCUGUUUUUCCUUCCUUCGUUUUAUUGAUGUAUCUCCAGCUGAAAUGGCAAACCUCAUGCUUCAGGGACUUUUGGCCAGAUGGUUAGCUCUUUUCCUGUCUCUGAAAGCCUCCUACAGGCUCCACCAGCUGCGCUCCUGGGGAGAGCCAGAGGAAGAGAGCCAGCAGAGAUAUCUGAGAAACAAGGAUUUCCUUCUUGGGGUUAAUUUUCCACUCUCCUUUCCCAACCUUUGCAGCUGCCCUUUGUUAAAGUCUCUGGUUUUCAGCAGCCACUGUAAAGCAGUAGGUGGCUACUCAGACCAGGUCAUCCAUCAGCGGAGAUCAGCUACUUCCUCACUUCGUUGCUGCCUGCUUACUGAGCUGCCAUCUUUUUUGUGUGUGGCCAGUCCACGAGUCACCGCAGUGCCAUUGGAUUCUUACUGCAAUGACCCAAGUGCAGAACAUGAGCAACGAGUGCUGAAGGAAGGAGGGAGUCUGGCAGCCAAGCAGUGUUUGUUGAAUGGGGCCCCUGAACUGGCGGCACACUGGCUAAAUCGGCGAUCUCAGUUCUUCCCAGAGCCAACUGGAGGACUGUGGAGCAUCAGGCCUCAGAAUGGCUGGUCUUUCAUCAGGAUUCCAGGCAAGGAGAGCCUCAUCACUGACAGUGGAAAGCUGUAUGCCCUUGAUGUCCUGCUGACUCGACUCAAGUCUCAAGGACAUAGGGUCCUUAUCUACUCCCAGAUGACCAGGAUGAUAGACCUGCUGGAGGAAUAUAUGGUUUACAGGAAACAUACCUACAUGAGGCUUGAUGGCUCAUCCAAGAUUUCAGAAAGGCGGGACAUGGUUGCUGAUUUUCAGAACAGGAAUGACAUCUUUGUGUUCCUGCUAAGCACACGAGCUGGAGGACUGGGUAUCAAUCUCACUGCUGCAGAUACAGUGAUUUUUUAUGAUAGUGACUGGAACCCCACUGUGGACCAGCAAGCCAUGGACAGGGCCCACCGCCUAGGACAGACAAAGCAGGUUACUGUGUACCGGCUCAUCUGUAAAGGCACCAUUGAAGAACGCAUUCUGCAGCGAGCCAAAGAGAAGAGUGAGAUUCAGCGGAUGGUGAUUUCUGGUGGGAACUUCAAACCAGAUACCUUGAAACCCAAGGAGGUGGUUAGUCUUCUUCUAGAUGAUGAAGAGUUGGAGAAAAAACUGAGACUGCGGCAAGAAGAGAAACGGCAGCAGGAGGAAACCAACCGAGUCAAAGAGCGCAAGCGCAAGCGGGAAAAGUACGCAGAAAAGAAGAAAAAGGAAGAUGAAUUGGAUGGGAAAAGGAGAAAGGAGGGUGUAAACCUGGUAAUCCCAUUUGUUCCCUUGGCUGAUAACUCCAACCUUUCUGCUGACGGGGAUGACUCCUUCAUUAGUGUGGACUCAGCCAUGCCCAGCCCUUUCAGUGAGAUCUCCAUCAGCAGUGAGCUGCAUACUGGCUCCAUUCCCCCUGACGAGAGCAGCAGUGACAUGCUGGUCAUCGUGGAUGACCCAGCCUCCUCGGCCCCUCAGUCUCGAGCCACCAACUCUCCUGCUUCUAUAACAGGCUCUGUCUCAGACACCGUGAAUGGAAUUUCCAUUCAGGAAAUGCCAGCUGCAGGACGUGGUCACUCAGCCCGAAGCCGAGGGCGCCCCAAAGGUUCAGGAAGUACAGCCAAAGGAGCAGGGAAAGGCCGGAGCCGCAAGUCCACUGCGGGCAGUGCUGCCGCAAUGGCAGGAGCCAAAGCAGGAGCUGCAGCAGCCUCCGCAGCCGCCUAUGCUGCGUACGGGUACAGCGUGUCUAAAGGAAUCUCUGCCAGCAGCCCUCUGCAGACAUCCCUCAUUCGGCCUUCUGGCCUUAUUGACUUUGGACCUUCAAGCGCCUCUUCUCCCUUGAGUUCCUCUUUGAGCAAAGGAAAUAAUGUUCCUGGGGCUCCCAAGAGUCUCCACUUGACCAGCAGCCUAGCCCCAGACUCCCUGGUCCGGAAACAGGGCAAAGGCACCAACCCUCACGGAGGACGGUAACCACCUGGGCCCUCCAGCUUCCUUCACCCAAACCAGGGGCUAGAGUCCUGGCCUACAGAUGGUCAGAUGGUCUUUGGAUGGCUUGCCUAGUGCAGCAUCUUACAUCCCAGGUCAAAGAGCAGAGAUGGCCAGUGGCAGCAAGGGCCAGUGGUUGGUGUGAGCGCUUUCAUCACCUGUGUCUCAAGAGGAGGGCUCUGGGGUGCCGGUAGGGAGAAGGCCUGGAGACAGGCAUCAGGCCCCAAGCAUCUCACGCGGACUAUGGCCACAUCUGAAACCUCGUACUGGCCAAGGGCCUGACGCAGGCCCCCUUUAGACGCUCAGGCACACAGUCUCCAUCCCCAUUCCACUCUUCUGCUCUGGCCCUGUCCCUUGCAAAGGCUCUGCAAGUGCUGUGAAGAGCCUUCAACAGUGGGGACUUACUUGUCUUAGAGCUGCGAUUUCCUCUUGGGCUGGGAAGGAAGGAAAUCAUAUGUCCUCAGUCUUUGGGCAACUCCCCAGGUCUCCAAACCCCACCUGCCCAGAGCGUCAGCAUGAGAAGAGCACGAGCGUAAGAGAGAGUGGUGGCUGCGAGGAUGGCGGAAGGCUAGAGGAAGCAUGCCUGGAGGCCCUUGUUCUCCCUGCACCCCCUCCCCUGUCCUGUGUGGUUCACACCAGAGAACCUUCAGGUCCCACCAGCAACAGUAGCAGUGGCUGCCAGCCCAGGACUCCCAGAAGCCAGUGAAGAGACCAGGAGCCGCCGUAGUCAGCAGGACAUCCUCCCACUGCCCCUCACACAGACUCCCCUUCCCCUUCCUGAAUGCACAGUCUCCCUGCCCUUGCCCCUCAUCCCUCCCCCCACCCCCACCCCACCCCCGCUUGGCUGUAAGCACUGUCUGUAUUGCACUGAGAAAGGAAGGGUGGCAGGAACGAGGAGGGGAGGAUGGAGAGGAGAGGGCAAGCUUGGCGCCAACCCCCCAGCCCCUGCCUCCGCCAGCCAGAGCUCGCUUCCCUCCAGGAAAGGCAAAGGGGUGGUAUUUGCAUGGGAGCUGUUCUCCCUGCCCCUGGCCUCAUGUCCGUUGUGGAGCAGGUGCUUCUGGGUGAGUCAGCCUCUAAUUUGCACACCUGAAAAUCACAGAAUUGAGUUUAGAUAGAUUGAUUUUUUAAACUUUUUUUGGAGUUGGGGUGGUAGGGGAAUCAUUUAAUUUAAAUCAUUAAGAUUCCCCUGCCCAGACCCAGACUCCUGUGUACAGAUGCUAUUUAGAGGGAAUCAGAAAAAUGCCAAGCCUUUUUUCUCUUUGAAUGUGCUGUCUAUUUUUAUAACUGAACUUGUACAUAUGUAUAAAGAGAGACACAUCUUUCUUUUACUAACUGGAGAAAAAAUCUUAAAUAAAAUUGAGUGAGAUAAUUUUAUGUAAA